CAAAUCCCGAGUGAAAGUCGAGUUGGAUUAAAAUCGAAGAAGAAUUGACACUGACAAAUGUAUGUUGACAUUCAGUUACAAAUAAACAAAAAAUGGCGACAUAUAAUAGAAACACUUUGCCACAAUCCGAUUUAUUACACUGUUAUUUAACUGUGAACGUGAAUAAUAUUUGCAGAAUAUGUCUGGAAAAGGGGCCAAAACUCAUGCCCAUUUUCGAUCCAAUCAAACCCCCUCAUUUCUCAAUUUUGAUCAUGGCAUGUGCAGCUGUCCAGGUUCUACAAGGUGACGGCUUACCCCCAUACAUUUGCCAAAAAUGUAUAUCGAAGCUAAAUAUUGCAUUUCAAUUUAAAACACAAUGCGAAAGCUCAGAUGCAAAACUACGACAGUGCUUCGACAACUUUCACCAUUUGCCUUCUACACCUGACCUAACGGGCUUUGUAGAACUCAAGAAGGACUUCUCUCAAAACACGUUCACUGAAAACAAUGAUGGUGGAACAAAUAUAAUACUAGACAAGCCCCAAGAAGGGAUUCGUUUGGAAGGAGUGAAUACAGCUGAUUUGAACUCUACAGAACAAGAAAUUCUGCAAAGCAUGCAAACAGAUGCCGGGUCAUCGUUAUACGAUUUUAGUAGAAAUAGUUUGAUGGAUUUGAAAUCGGAGAUGGCUGACAGUAAAUCUCAGGAUUUGAAGGAACUGAAGUUGGAAGACAUGAUUCUGAUUGGUACAGAUGACACUAAGAAAAAAUUCAAACGGCAUCAGUGUGAUACCUGCAACAAAAUAUUUCGAACCAAACCAGGCCUCGUCCAUCAUAUCCGUAUUCAUACAGGAGAACGUCCUUAUGUUUGCCAUCUUUGCGAAAAAAGGUUCAUAAACGGAGGUCACCUCCACACUCACAUGCGCACACAUACCGGCGAGAAAAACCACGUGUGCGCAGCUUGUAGCAAAGCUUUCGCAACCGCUCAACAGCUGACGAAGCAUACCAUUGCCAUCCACACAUCGGAAAGGCCCUACGGUUGUACGUAUUGCCCUAAGAGGUUCGCCAGCUCGAGUAAUCUGAACACCCACACCAAAAUACAUACGGGAGAGAAGAAUUACCACUGCGACCAGUGCGGAAAAGCGUUUUCCACUAAGGGGCAGCUGUACCAGCACAUGCUGGUACAUACCGGGGUGAAGGCUUACCUUUGCGAGUACUGUAAUAAGAGGUUUUCGCAGAAGGCCCAUCUUGUGAGGCACCUCAAAACGCAUCGGGCGGCUUCCUAGUGAGGUGUUGGUGUGAGGAUGUUUUAUUUAAGUUAAUUUAUUUGAUAUGUUUUAUAUUUACUUGAUGACUUUUUGUGUCUAAAUAAAUUACAUUGUUUUAAGAUGG
Leptinotarsa decemlineata (Colorado potato beetle) is the source of this 1365-nucleotide messenger RNA. RefSeq lists its product as uncharacterized. The record is from RefSeq and is a predicted model, not a curated record. Gene Ontology annotation, cellular component: nucleus. Lineage: Eukaryota; Metazoa; Arthropoda; Insecta; Coleoptera; Chrysomelidae. Gene Ontology annotation, molecular function: zinc ion binding.